AUGGAAAAAAAGAGAGGAAAAAAUUGUGCAUUUUUAGCACAUAUUGGAGACGAUAUAAAUUCACCUGAGAAAGCAGUUGCAGAUCUCAUGAACCAACCAACACAUAUUGGAAGAAGGUUUGCGUACUUCACAUCACAAGAAAUCGCUGACAAUAGACUUCGUUUGAAAACAUCAAUUGAGAGAAUUAGGUGGCUAGCGUUUCAAGGAUGCCCUUUUAGAGGUCACAAUGAAUCUAAAACUUCAAUUAAUCAGGGAAACUUUUUAGAGUUAUUGAGUUUCAUAACUUCCUAUAAUGAUAAGGUAGCAGAAGUUUUGGAUAAAGCUCUACAAAAUGCCAUAUAUACAUCGCCAACAACGCAAAAACAAGUUUUGCAUGUCUUGGGAAAUAAAGUGAGAAACGCGAUUCGUGAAGAAAUUGUUGAUGCAAAAUUUUCAGUAAUAGUUGAUGAAGCACAAGAUGAAUCUAAGAAAGAGAAAAUGUCAAUUAUUUUGAGAUUUAUUGAUAAAUAUGGGUAUGUGCAAGAACGUUUUUUCGGGCUUAUUCAUGUCAAAGACACUGCUGUUUUAACAUUAAAAGAAGGUAUUUUCUCUAUACUCUCUAAUUAUAGUCUUGAUGUUCAAUCUAUUCGUGGGAAAGGUUAUGAUGGCGCAAGUAAUAUGUGUGGACAAUGGAAUGGUUUGCAAGCUUUAAUUUCAAGUGAAUGUCCUUACGCUUACUAUGUUCAUUAUUUUGCACAUCGUUUGCAAUUGGUAUUAGUUGUUGUAUCUGCAGAAGUUAUUCUUGUCCAUCAAUUUUUUACAAAGUUGAACUCCAUUGUUAAUAUUAUUGGUGCUUCAUAUUUUAGUGCUCACUAUACUACAAAAAGAGGAAGAAGUCGUGGUCAACAAGAUGCAAUUACAGUGGAGCAUUAUUACAGAGUUGAUCUUUUCAAUGCAGUGAUAGACUUUCAACUACAAGAAUUAAACAACAAAUUCAAUGAUAGCACAAUGGAGUUACUCAUUCUUAGUUCAGCUUUAGAUCCAAGAGAGAUGCACACAUCAUUCAGAAUUGAUGAUAUUUGCAAGUUGGUACAAAAAUUUUACCCAAAAGAUUUUACAGAAUACGAGAUGUGGUUGGUAAAAACUAGAAAAGCAGAGAUUUUUUCAAUUGUGUAUAAAGUUAUAAAUCUUAUUCCUACACUUCCAGUUUCUACAGCUACCAUAGAACGAUCUUUUUCAGCUAUGAAUAUAGUGAAGACUACACUUUGCAACAAGAUGGAAGAUGAAUUUUUAAGUGAUUUUGUUUGUGGACCUCACGUGAGAUGCAUUCGUGCGGUGAAUGAUUCACGUGAGGAGUACGGCAAAAGGACAGGGUUAGGUGAGGGGAGGGAUGCGCGUGGACGUGAGAGUGCGUGCAACAUUCGUUUCCCGUCCAUUGAUGAUGCGGCACAUUUAAUGGGUGUCAAACAAAUACUCAAGCGUUUCUACCCGCCCUUGAAGAGCAUUCAUCCCAACCGUUAG
This is a messenger RNA of Cannabis sativa, 1500 nucleotides long. RefSeq lists its product as uncharacterized. NCBI's taxonomy places the organism in Eukaryota, Viridiplantae, Streptophyta, Magnoliopsida, Rosales, Cannabaceae. The record is from RefSeq and is a predicted model, not a curated record. Bases 1 to 1500 code for a protein of 499 amino acids. Gene Ontology annotation, molecular function: protein dimerization activity. The transcript has 5 exons.